Molecule: messenger RNA, 1947 nt
Organism: Talaromyces amestolkiae
Lineage: Eukaryota; Fungi; Ascomycota; Eurotiomycetes; Eurotiales; Trichocomaceae
Exons: 2
Coding region: 1-1947 (648 amino acids)
Molecular function (GO): FAD binding; oxidoreductase activity
Source: RefSeq, a predicted model, not a curated record
AUGGCAUCCGUCCUCCGAAUUAGCAGCGCUUUGCUGCUUGGAGCUGCCCUCGUCAAUGGACAGACCACAACAGCCACCACUACGUCGAUCGCUCCAGCUCAGCAGACCGUCUCUUCGGACUCUGAUUCUGGCGUGCCCCUCAACACUGCCGAAACUGUACAAUUGACCACUGAAGUUCUCCAGAACCUGACCACUCAAUUGAACGAAACCACGCUUUCGUACUUCGACUUUGGGAAUGACACUGCCACCACUACAAAGCGAUCUACGACCGGAUGCAAAGUUUUCCCAGGAGAUAAAGCAUGGCCCAUAGAUCUUCUUUGGGAUAUCUUCGAUUUGUUGCUUGGCGGACGUUUAAUCAAGACUGUUCCCUCUGCUUCCUCAUGCUACUCUGGUUGGGGUGACCAGAAUGCAGCCGAAUGUGCUUACGUUAACUCUGAAUGGACUGACUCUCACUUUCACAUGGAAGAUCCUACCUCCAUCAUGUGGCCCCUUUUUCAAGGCCGCACAUGCUUGCCUACUAGCUACAACAUCACUGGCACCUGUACUCUUGGCGGUUAUCCUUCAUAUGCUGUCAAUGCUUCCAAUGUAGCUCAGAUUCAGCUAGCAGUCAACUUCGCACGCAACCUCAACCUCCGCCUUGUUGUCAAAAACACCGGUCACGACUUCAAUGGCAAAUCCUCUGGUGCUGGUGCUCUCAGCAUCUGGACUCAUCAUCUUAAGUCUCUGUCAUACAUCCCCAACUACUCAGACAGCACCUAUUCAGGACCCGCUGUCAAGAUGGGAUCUGGUAUCCAAGCAUACGAAGUCUACGAGUUCGCCAAUGCCCACGGUAUUUCCGUGGUCGGAGGUGAAGGAAAAACCGUUGGUGUCGCUGGUGGAUACGUUCUCGGUGGUGGUCACUCCCCUCUAGGCAGUGUCUACGGUCUCGCUGCCGAUCAAGUUGUCGCUAUGGAGGUUGUUCUUCCUAAUGGUGUAUUCACUACUGUCACUGCAUCCACUAAUCCCGACCUAUUCUGGGCUCUUCGUGGUGGUGGUGGUUCUACCUUUGGUAUCGUGACCUCUGUCGUUGCUAAAGCUCAUCCUAAGAUCGGUGUGACUGUCGCUCAGUUCACCUUUGGUACCUCCGAUGUCAUUAGCGCCGACACUUUCUUCGAGGCUUUGAAGACUUACUACUCAUACUUUGAUGCGUUCACCGCCGCCGGUACCUAUGUGUACUUCUGGGUCUUCCCUCUCGGCAAUGACCAGUAUCUCUUUGAAUUCAACCCGUUUUUCGCUGUCAACCACACCUUGGACCAAUUCACCACUCUAAUCCAACCAUUUGUUGAUGAUUUGAGCCUUCUCGGAAUUUCUGUUACCCCUGGUGGUACCUACUAUGACAACUUCUACGAUGCUUGGAUGUCUGCGUUUCCUCUUGAGACUGUUGGCUCCGUAACCAUGCUGACUGGAUCUCGUCUUUUCCCCCGUGAGAACUUCGUCAACGCUACUCUCCUAAACCAAACUGUUGCCGCUCAUCGCUACACCUUGGAGCAAGGAUACCCCGUUCUUGCUUUCCAAAUGAAGGCAGAUGCUCCCGCCGAUGCCGUGGCUAACGCUGCCAAUCCAGCUUUCCGUACCAUGCUCAUGCACGCCAUUACCUCCACCUCGUGGGCUGCCAAUGCUACCAAUUCCGAGAUUCUUUCCGACAUGGACUUCAUGACCAACACCAUUCUCGGCUCUUGGCGUGACACCUGUCCCGAUAGUGGUGCUUACAUGUCUGAGUCUGACAUUCUCGAGCCUAACUUCCAGCAGGCAUUUUAUGGAUCCAACUAUGCCCGCUUGUACUCCUUGAAGCAGAAAUAUGAUCCCUACGGUGUCUUGUACGCUCCUACAGCCGUAGGUAGUGAGGACUGGACUGUCGCCAGCGCUGAUGGCUUGCCCGACCAGAACGGUCGUCUCUGCCACGUUUAG